Solanum verrucosum is the source of this 1485-nucleotide messenger RNA. Its product is annotated as UDP-glycosyltransferase 92A1-like. The record is from RefSeq and is a predicted model, not a curated record. Gene Ontology annotation, molecular function: UDP-glycosyltransferase activity. The coding region runs from base 1 to 1485 and encodes 494 amino acids. The transcript has 2 exons. NCBI's taxonomy places the organism in Eukaryota, Viridiplantae, Streptophyta, Magnoliopsida, Solanales, Solanaceae.
AUGGAGAAGAAAAAGGGAUCAAUUCUUCUCUUCCCUUUCAUGGCACAAGGCCACAUUAUACCAUUCUUAACAUUAGCCUUUAAGUUAGAAAAAAAAGGUUAUAACAUAAUUUUUGUGAAUACACCUCUGAAUAUCAAGAAACUCAAAUUAUCUCUACCACAAAAUUCAUCUAUUUCCCUUGUUGAAAUUCCAUUCAAUAGUUCAGAACAUGGUCUGCCUCCAAACACUGAAAACACUGAUUCACUUUCUUAUAAACUCUCUGUACAUUUUACAACAAUUUCUUCUUCACUUGAACCUUCAUAUAGAAAUCUUCUUUCUAGUCUUAUUGAAAAGCCACUUUGUGUUAUAUCAGACAUGUUUUUUGGAUGGUCAGCAAAUAUAGCUCAUGAAUUUGGAAUUUUUCAUGUCAUUUUUAGUGGGGCUGGUGGUUUUGGCUUGGCAUGUUAUUACUCUAUGUGGCUAAAUUUGCCUCAUAAAAAGACAGAAAACUUUGUUUUUACUAUGCCUGAUUUUCAAGAAGCUGGUAAUCUUGAUGUUAGUCAAUUGAAUCCAAGUCUGUUAGAAGCUGAUUCUAAUGAUCCUUACACAAAUUUCAACUGGAAAAAUCUUCCUAACUGGAUUAACUCUGAUGGGAUUCUUUUCAAUACAAUUGAAGGUCUAGACAAGCUUGGAUUAACAUAUUUUCGUCGAAAAUUAGGAAUACCUGUUUGGGCAAUAGGACCAAUACCUUGGCCAACAAGUAAUAAACAAAGAGCUGGUAAUGAAACAGGGGAAGAAACAGAGAAGUUCAUCAAAUUUCUUGAUGAAAAAGAAGAAAAAUCAGUACUUUACAUUUCUUUUGGCUCUCAGAACAGAAUAUCAGCAUCACAAAUGAUGGAAUUGGCAAUAGCCUUGGAUAAUGCUAGUAGAGUAAACUUUAUAUGGGCUGUUAGACCUCCUUUGGGUUUUGACAUAAACAUGGAAUUCAGAGCAGAGGAGUGGCUUCCUGAGGGGUUUGUUCAACGUGUUUUCGAGGAUCAAAAUAGGGGACUCAUAGUGCCGAAAUGGGCUCCUCAGGUUGAAAUCUUGGCACACAAAUCAGUCGGAGCUUUCUUGACACAUUGUGGAUGGAAUUCAGUAUUGGAAUCACUUGAAAAUGGAGUGCCACUUCUUGGUUGGCCUAUUGCAGCAGAGCAAUUUUACAAUGCAAAGUUCUUGGAACAAGAUGUUGGUGUUUGUGUUGAGGUAGCUAGAGGGAAUAAUUCUCCAGUUAAGCAUGAGGAUAUAUUGGAAAAAAUUGAGGUUGUUAUGGGGAUAAAUGAGAAAGGGAAUGAAAUUAAAAGGAAAGCUUGUGAAGUUAGAGAAAUGAUAAGUAAUGCUAUUAUAGAUGAUGAGGAUUUCAAAGGGUCAUCUAUUAGAGCAAUUGAUGAGUUUCUUAAUGCAGCUUUGUCCAUGAACAAAUUAUCAAAUGAUGUAAAGAUUAAUGGUAUUAUGUCUAACAGUUAA